UGUACAAUUUUCUCUUCAACGAUUUUUGCCCGAGAAGUCUAUUUUCUCCUUCCUCCUCGCUUGAGGAAGAGGAAACUUCCGCACUUCUGAUCUUUUGCGUGUUUUGUGUCGAAGCCCCCCUCCUUUGAUGGUCUUUCUUGGGAUGAAAUCGGGCUUUCGUGUUUACCUGGAAGCCGCAGGGGCACGGGUAGAUAAUCGCCGGACCUUGCCUCUCAGUUGCCCCCUCCCUGCUGCAGGUCUGCAGCUCUAAAUGCCCUAAACUCUGUGAGCUGACGAAGUCGAGCUCAGGAAGACUUUGAGGACUCUUUUGAUCGGAGCUUUGAAGAAAAGAAGCGAGCCACAGGUGUGUCGGAUGAAAGGACAGGUAAAGCUGCUGCAGCGGCAGGGUGAUGCAGACGGAAUGUACUAACCUCCUGUUCCACCUUGCAUCCACCCUGCUGCAAAAGAACAAUAGGAAACUUUUUUUUUUUUUUUUUUUUUUUUGCUGAACAAGAGGUGUGAUUACGAGGUCACCUGUGUUUCUGGCUGUCCACGGGAAGACUUUUAAAGGCGAUAGUUGUGAUUGCAUCUCAUAACCUGGAGUGAUAAGUCUAAAUGAUGGAGUGGCGUGAGCAGUCCUCCGUCAGCAGUGAGGAAGCAUACUUGGAGGCGCAAAGAUGGAUCGAGGCAGCAACCAAGAAAAAAUUUGGGAACGGCGACUUCCGAUCAGCCCUGGAGAAUGGAGUUCUGCUGUGUGAUCUGAUAAACAAGAUCAAGCCUGGCACCAUCAAAAGGGUCAACAGGCUCCCUACACCUAUUGCUGGACUGGACAACCUUAACGUCUUCCUCAAGGCCUGUGGGAAGCUUGGACUAAAGGAGGCGCAGCUCUUUCAUCCUGGGGAUCUGCAAGACUUAUCCACCAGAGUGACAGUAAAGCAUCAAGAGACAAACAGGAGGCUGAAAAAUGUUUUAAUCACCAUUUACUGGCUGGGUAGAAGAGCUCAGAGUGAUCGUUUCUAUGAUGGACCUUACCUAAAUUUCAAGGCCUUUGAGGGACUAUUAGGCACCGCACUAUACAAGGCUCUGCAGGAAUCAAACAGUCAGAAGAGCUCCAGUGUUCGAGACAGCGGUUUUGGAGACAGUUGGUACUCUGAGCGAGAGGAGAUCUAUUCACUGAGAGGAGGUGGAGGCGGAGGAGGUGGACACAGGAGGGACGACUCGUUGGACAGUUUGGACUCGCUGGGCUCGAGACCCCACAGCAUCUCAUCUGACGUCACUCUCAAAGGCAGCAGCGAGGGUUGUUGCAGCGACCCCGAGGCAGACUCCAUCUUCAGGAUGGCUGACAACAAGAACAGCCUCAGCUACCGCAGGUCACUAGUCAUCACGCCUAAAUCCAGCGGCCAGUUUAACCAGUUCCUGCCCACUAAAGACAAGCAGUCGGGCUAUGUGCCAGCUCCGCUGAGGAAGAAACGGGCUGAGCGCAACGAGGACAGCCGGCGUAGCUGGGCCAGCUCCAGCUUUGCAGAAGAUGAAGCCACGCUCACCAGACAGCAGCAAACGCAAGAAAGUUCUGAUGGGAGCAAAUCAACAAGCGACAUCCAGGUGGACCCCUCAAUCAUCCGGCAGAAUCGCUUCGAAGAGCUUCAGAAGUACCGCGAACAGAUUAAAGAGAGUGAGGAUAGGUGGCAAGAUGACCUGAGCAAAUGGAAAAACCGGCGCCGGAGCGUGAACUCUGAUAUAGUGAAGAAGAAGGAGGAGCGGGAGAAGAUAGAGCAGAUCACGUACGGCAGCGACGGCAGGUCCAAGUCCUUCAAGGAGGUCCAAGAGGAGAGAGAGACUAAAAAAAAGAACAGCAUCGGCAGCCGCCUAUCAUCUCUCUCGUACUUGGACGACGACGACUUAUUUGAGAAACCUGCAAUUCGCGCGCCGAUCCGAUCGCUUCCAGCAAGAAGCUACACCAUCGACGUUCUCUCGUGUUCCCCAGAGCCCUCCGAGCCUUCUCCGAAAGCCGAGGAGCCCCCCACUGCUUUCCCACGCACUCGCAGACUGCCUUCGCCUCCCACUCCGCAGGAAACCGUGGACGGUCCUGCAGCCAGAAACUCCCCCACUACCACCAACCAGUCUCCAGCAGCUGCAUCCUAUCAGAAGAGUCCAGUGGAGGAACGCGACCCCAUAAAAUACACAGAGAAGACUACAAGGGACGUAGCCCCCCACUCCUCCUUCGCCUCCACCCAGAAGGAGCUCGAGCCAAGGCCCUCAUUAUUGGGAGCACCGAUUGGGGUGGAGGCCCCCUCUUCCAGCUCUCUGGACAGACAAGCACAGUUGAGCUCGAUGGAACCCAAGCCUCCCGCCGUGUCUCGGGUUUCCGCCUCUCUCCCCAGAAGUUACCAGAGAUCGGAUAGCGCGCGGCUAACCUCGGUCAUCGCUCCGAGGCCCUUUGGGACCCAGCCGUCCCGCAUCUCCUCUCUUUCCAGAGCCCACACGACGGACGAAUCCCACAAGGGUGUCAAUGGCAACGUCGAUGUUUCUAAGAAGGCGUCAGUGCCGAGCCGGUAUCACCAGUACAUGACCUCAGAGGACGAGGCUCAGUCCAGUUCUGCACACAGCAGCGAUGAAGAGGAGGAGGAAGAGGAAGAGGAGAAGGCCACAGCGAAGGGCCUGUCCUCGACUCAGAGCAUCAGAUCUCUCCCGUCUCCUGUCAACAGUGAAGUCUCAGUCAGUCCUGCUCCUGGCAGAGAAACCAGCAAGGAGGAUUUCUGUGAGAUGCGAAUCAGCCUGAACCAGAAACCCAACAGCAGCCGAGACUUUGGCUUCCAGGCUGCCUGGGACUCAACGGGAGCUCGGGUCACGUCCAUCCAACCAGGUAGCUCGGCCGAGAUGUGCCAGCUGCAGGUCAGGGACGAAGUGCUGACGGUGAACGGGCUCCGGGUGGCACAAAUGAGUUACGAGCAGUGGAAGUCCAGCUUGGAGGAGGCCCUGCAGAAGGGCAGCCUGGUCAUGGAUGUGCGCCGUCACGGCCAGCACAACUGGGACAGAGAUCAACCUUCCCUGCCAUUUAAAAGCCAUAAGACCAUCAAUCUGACCAGUACGGAUCAUCCGACACUUCUAGGUCCCCCUGAGACAAGGACCGCCAACACCAGCCUGGAUUUCACUUCUCGUACCGUCACAGAAUCGGUGCUGGCUAAAGAGCCCCCCACUCUUCCUCUGGUGGACGUGGCUUCAAACAGAGUUAAUGGGGACUUCCAAGACCAACCAGUGACCAUGAGGAACAAAGAAUCAGAACCAAUAUCUUUGAAAAACUUAAAACGGAGAUCAGAGUUUUUUGAACAAGGAGGAUCGGAGUCUGCGAUGCCAGAUAUUCCUGUUCCUGCAAUCACUCCAACUUCCUCCAGCCGCUGGUCCUGGAACCCAGAAGAAGAACGCAAGAGACAAGAGAAAUGGCAGAAGGAACAAGAGCUCCUCCUACAGGAAAAAUACAAGCGUGAUCAGGAGAAGCUGCAGGAGGAGUGGCUCAAGGCUCAGCAGGAGAUUGUCACAAGCGUGGACCACCAGGUGAACAGCCACAGCGUCAGCCCACACUCGCCCCCAUCUUCUCUCCAACAGCCCACUCUGUGGGAAGAGGAGGAGAGGCAGAGGAAGGUGGAGCAGGAGCGCCAGCGGCAGGCAGAGGAGAGGAGGAGGAGGGAAGAGGAGGAGCGGGAGCUCCAGCGACUCCAGGAGGAGAGGAAGAGAAGAGAAAUGCAGGCGGAGGAGGAGAGGGAGAAAAAGGAGGUGGAAUUGAGAAUGCAAAGGACGAGAGAGGAGGAGCUAAGAAAGAGGGAGGAGGAGCAGAGAAGGAGAGAGGAGGAGCAGAGGAGGAGAGAGGAGGAGCGGGAGAAGGAGCAGAGGCAGCAGGAGGCGGCGGAGCAGCAGCGCAGGCAGAAAGCCUUCGAGCAGCAGAGAUGGGCCGCUGUCUCCCACGACUUUGAAAGUGCUCAGCCACCACUGUCCUUUACUGACAGGACAAAAUCCCAGUCAUCUCCCCAGCUGGAUGAUGACGACAAACCUCAGAGGAGAGCGGUGGGAAGCACAGCUCCUGACGGGAGGAGUCAGCAGCCGCAGUCGCAGGCCGAGCUGGAGCGCCAGCAGAUCCUGAAUGAGAUGAAGAAGAAGACGGCGCUUCUGACGGACAGCAGCUGGAUCCGACAGCGCUCCGCCAGCACGGCCGUCAACAGGGACAGCGACAUGCCGCCUGUGCGCAGAGGGGAAUCUCUUGACAACUUGGACUCCUCCUAUGACUCUCGGCGUUCAUCCUGGACUCCCAGAAGCAGCUCUUUUGCCUCAAACUACUCUCGGCUGUAUUCUGGCUACUCUGGCAGCUCUUCCUUUUACACCGGCGCGUCGGGGCCCCGCCGGCCAGUCUCCUCCACCCUGCCCCCCUCCUUCUCUACGGGCUCCCUCCGCGGUGGGGCAGGAACCUACUCGUCCCCUUGGUCCCGUCCGUCCCCCACCCCUUCCACUCCGUCACCAAUCACCUCUCCAGAGCCCGCACCUGACGCCUAUCAGCAGCGGAACAGGUCAGUGAGUGGCAGGAAAACCUGCACGUUCUGUGACACCCCGCUGGGAAAGGGAGCAGCCAUGAUCAUCGAGUCCCUCGGGCUCUGUUAUCAUUUGGGCUGUUUCAAGUGCAUCGACUGCAAGUCCGACCUCGGAGGCUCGGAGGCCGGGGCCGAAGUCAGAAUACGAAACAAGCAACUCUUCUGUAACACCUGCUACAUGCGAGUCAAAACUGGCCAGCCAACAUCCAUGUGAUGCAGGCAUGCUGCAGCAGAUCGACGAGGAGACUACAUGUGACAACAACCCAUGAACUUUAAAGUGAAAGCCAUUGCAAUAAUAAGCCGGACCUCUGGUGUCUUUAAUUGUACUGAUAAGAUAAAGAUUUCAAAAGAAGUUAUCUACUUUUAUCAUGAUAUCGUAUGACGCAUUAUAACUGUACAAAUGCUCCACAUUCCCUAUCUAUAUUUUAUUUUUAUUUUUUAUGUUUCAGCCAUAGAUUUAUCUCUGCGAGAUUCCAGGAGAGCUUGCUUUCCCGACUCCAUUUAGACAGAUUUUGUAAAUGUGGUGAGAGAAAACUGCAGGAUCAUGCUUCUUUUCUAUGCGUGUCUGGUGGUAUUAAUUUGCCCAUUAGGGGGGAAAAAAGGUAUGCUUUACCUUUUUUGUGAAUGUGGCUCUGUAUUUGUAAGAGACAAAGGAAAUAAAAUUAUUAGGAUUCUUUAAUGCAUCGUGUUUAAAAAUGACGGCCUAUCUAUGAAAAGACUUCACGUCAUUCUGUACUGAAUUAAGGCAAAGAAUAACCCUGUAAAUAAAUGACUAAAUCCUCA
This is a messenger RNA of Xiphophorus couchianus (Monterrey platyfish), 5339 nucleotides long. RefSeq names its product LIM domain 7a (gene lmo7a). Gene Ontology annotation, molecular function: protein binding. The record is from RefSeq and is a predicted model, not a curated record. The transcript is spliced from 29 exons. NCBI's taxonomy places the organism in Eukaryota, Metazoa, Chordata, Actinopteri, Cyprinodontiformes, Poeciliidae. The coding region runs from base 595 to 4770 and encodes 1391 amino acids. Gene Ontology annotation, biological process: regulation of cell adhesion; regulation of signaling.